Messenger RNA from Micropterus salmoides (largemouth bass), 1211 nucleotides. It is a transcript of the gene nsmce2, whose product is annotated as NSE2 (MMS21) homolog, SMC5-SMC6 complex SUMO ligase. NCBI's taxonomy places the organism in Eukaryota, Metazoa, Chordata, Actinopteri, Centrarchiformes, Centrarchidae. Bases 217 to 909 code for a protein of 230 amino acids. Gene Ontology annotation, cellular component: Smc5-Smc6 complex; nucleus. Gene Ontology annotation, biological process: double-strand break repair via homologous recombination; protein sumoylation. The record is from RefSeq and is a predicted model, not a curated record. The transcript has 6 exons. Gene Ontology annotation, molecular function: zinc ion binding; SUMO ligase activity.
ACUUGUAUCUUGAUAAUAGCAUUGCUAAAGUACAGCUGACACAGCUGCUACUUCACAUUCAUACAGUAGCUCGACAGUUAGCUAGUUAAGCUAAUCAGAUCAGAAGCAGAUAACGUUAGCAAGCUAGGCUAACGUGAGUUAAGGCUAAGUUAGUUGGACGUGAGGACAAACGUUUGGUGUGUCUGAAGUCUCAGAGGAUAAAAGAUACGCAUCGUAAUGUCUCUUAGCGCCGUUCACGGAACAUUAUCGAGCUUGAAGUCAUGUCAGGCGGACAUCGGGACAGGAAUGGACAUAGUGACGGAUGUGGCUAUGGACCUGGCGGAAGCUCAGGAUGCCGAAGGGAAUUCUGGCAUCAAAGAGAUGGAGGCCAUGCUUCUGGAGUGUGCCAGGCUGGACAGGGAAAUUAACUACUUUGUUGACAUUGUGCAACAAGUCACAGCGGAGGUUACUGCACAGCAGCCAGAGGCCAUGUUCAGCCUGUCUGCCAAAGUGAAGGAGCAGUUCACAGAGAGAACAGCCAGGAUCUCUGACCGUGAUCUGCAGAGUCACCCGAAAGUAGCGGCCUUCAAGGACAGCAUCAAGAACUCUCUCAACCAAGCCAACCAAGAGUCAGCAGAGAACAUGGAGGAGCUCGAUGAGGACAUCGCUGUUACACAGAGCCAAGUCAACUUCACCUGCCCACUCACACAGGUGGAAAUGGUGAACCCAGUGAAGAAUAAGAAGUGUAACCACCACUAUGAUGAAGGAGCCAUACUGGGCCUGAUCAAAACAAAACACAGCCAGAAAAAGAAAUGCCGCUGUCCUGUGGUGGGCUGUGGGAACGGAGAUGUGAAAGAAUCAGAUCUGAUUCCUGACCAGGUGCUGAGGAGAAAGAUCCAGAGCCAAAAGAGACAGGGCACCCGGACAUAGUACUCUUUUCUUGGCAGAAUCAUUCAUCAUAAAACCUGUGAUUUGAUGAUAAUUUUCUGUACAAAGAAAGAAAUGUGUUGUUGGCAGUGUUUUGAGACAGUUGUUUUCAUCAGUACUCAAGUUGUUAACCUAUGUUUUGCCGAAAAUCUUAAUUUCUUAUAUUCAGAGAUUUGUACCUCCAGGUAAACUCUGCUGUCCAGUUAAAUUAGAAUUUUAAAAUUUAUUUGUAUUUCAGCAGGAGCGUUUUUGUGUACUCUUGUUGAAUGUAAAUAAAAGCUGAAGACCUUUUCAUGAACGAAUAC